Cercospora beticola is the source of this 857-nucleotide messenger RNA. RefSeq lists its product as uncharacterized. The record is from RefSeq and is a predicted model, not a curated record. Lineage: Eukaryota; Fungi; Ascomycota; Dothideomycetes; Mycosphaerellales; Mycosphaerellaceae.
ACAGACUCUACGUUGAGCAUUACAUCCUUCCCACAGUAUCUCGAUACGUUCCCUUAUUACUAUGCCAUCUUUGCAAGAGCUUGAAAGAGCAGCCAUUGAGGUCCUCACCAUCCUGAAGAGCAUAAAAGAAUUCGAGGAUGCCUCGAUAGCAGUGUUUGGAGGACUGGCGCUGUGGAAAUAUAUCCCAGCUGGCAGGACCACUGAGGACGUGGACUUUAUCAUUAGCGUCCGGGAGGCACCAAAGGCCGUGAAGCAAAAACUACUGCAACUUCACGCGUCGAAUUUUGUCGAGCACGCACAAUAUUUCUAUUACAAGAACGCCAGUAACCAGCAUAUCCAGAUCGACAUCGUUCCAUCAUGGCAGUCUCUUUACAUGCCAUCCACCACAGUCAAAUUGAAGGAUCUACCCGCAAACACGAUUCCAUACAUUUCUGUCAGCGAUCUGAUUGUUUUCAAGAUUUAUUCUUGUGGAAUGAGAGCCCAGCCUGCCAAGAGACGUACUGACGCUGCAGACGCUGAAUGCUAUCAUAUGCUGCCGCUGGCCUGCCCUUGCCACUCAGUGAUUGGCAAAAAUCGCAGGUCGAGAAUUGCCUGGAGGAUGUGGUUAAGCACGGCCGGCAAGAUGAAAAGUGGUGGAGAGAACGCCUUGGUCUGCAGGUCUGAUUGGCAAAUCCAUCCGUCGCAUUCUGGAGUUGGGGCGUGAUAAUCAGAUAGAGGCUGCACCAUUGUCGGAUCCUGGUUUGUUCGAUUUAACGUUCAUGCUGAUUAGCUCCAAUGUCUCUAUAAAUCUUUCACAAACUAUCAGCGCUUCUCUCGUCAACGUGCACGAGAUUUCUCCGGAUUGACAGGAAAGCCAU